This is a messenger RNA of Salvia hispanica, 3396 nucleotides long. RefSeq names its product late blight resistance protein R1-A-like. NCBI's taxonomy places the organism in Eukaryota, Viridiplantae, Streptophyta, Magnoliopsida, Lamiales, Lamiaceae. Gene Ontology annotation, biological process: defense response to other organism. Gene Ontology annotation, molecular function: ADP binding. The record is from RefSeq and is a predicted model, not a curated record.
AAAAGCAAGCAUGAGAAGAGUGUCUUCCAUUUCUUUACUUGAUUGAGUAUUUCCAUCCUCAUCAAUCCGAUUUCUCUGCGGCCAACAUUAUUCCUUUUUCCGACACCACCACCACCAACUCCCCUAUAAGAGAAAUGACAGCUUGGGGUGCAGUUAUUUCUCUCAAGAAUACAAUUCUGCAUAUUCUGAAUUCUUCUUAUAUUUAUCUUGUUGAGCCCUCUCGAGAUAUCAUACAGCGCGCCUACAACGAGCUUGAGCCAUUGCAAGACAUCCUCAAAUGCCUUGACACCACAAGCGUCAGCAAGAGCAGGACGAAGGUGAACGCUUUGGAUAAACGAAUCAAAGAUACGAUAUGGAAAUUCGAAGACAAGCUGGAAUCUCUUGUCCGGGAGCAGAUUCUUUUCCAAUUUCCAGACCCUGAUCCACACCAACUAGAAUCAAUAAUUAACAUCCACAGAAGAAGAAGACGGAGGCGAAGACGAAGAAGAGGGUAUAAAGACAUAGAAAACUGGCUCAGAUCAAGAAGAAUGAUGAAUGAACAUCAUCAGCCUUCACAAUAUGAAAGAGAUGUCUUGUUAUUCCACAUUGAUUUGACGGAUAAGCUAGACGAUGCCGUUUCCUUCACCCAGAAAGUCAAAGAUAUGAAGGAGGAAUACAUUGAUGAAUUAGCCAACAUGUCUGAAGAGAAAGAAGAAGAAGAAGUAGAAGUAGAAGGAGAAUUAAUUUCCUCGAGAUUUGGUGUCCAUGGACCCAAGGCGAAGAUGAUUGGAUUAUCGGAUCAAUUCCAACAACUCAAAAGCAAAGUUAUUUGUGAUGGCAGGAAGCGUCUGCACGCGCUUGUUGGAAUGGCCGGGGUUGGGAAGACGGCUCUUGCUCGGGAAAUAUACGAAGAUCCCGAUGUCGUCACCCAUUUCGAGUGUCGUGUGUGGGUCUCAGUGGGAAGAAAAGUCCAACACAAUCAAGUUUCAAGAGGCAUUCUAGCUCAAAUGUGUGGAGCUACACAUGUUGAAGGAAGAUCGAAAACCAAGAUGAAACGGAGUUUGGAGGGAAAGAGAUGUCUCGUUGUGUUGGAUGAUGUAUGGGAGGAGCAGGUUUUAAAAUCCUUGAUAACUUCCAUACCAAGGGCCAAAGAUAAGUCAAUUUUAUUCUUGGUAACUGCUCGAGAUCUCAAGGCGAUUCCGGUGCUUAAUCCUUUGUUUCCACCGCCGUUAUCGAGUAAUUCUUUUAUGAAGGUGAGGUUUUUGAAUGAAGGAGAGAGCAAGGAGCUACUAUGCCACAAGGUGUUUGGUAAUGAUGAUUGCCCUAUUCAGCUUGACAAAGCCGCCACCAAAAUUGCUGAAAAAUGUGAAGGUCUUCCUCUUAUGGUAGUCACAGUGGCCGGCAUCCUGUCAAAAUCCAAGAAGAGAAAUCUAAACUACUGGUAUAAAGUAGCAGAAGAGAGAAAUUCAGUCUUCACAAAUGCAUAUAAAGAUAUAUCUAAGGUACUUUUCCCAAGUUACGACUACUUACCCCAGGAUCUUAAAAUGGCUUUUCUCUAUAUGGGUGUUUUCCCUCGUGAUUACAAGAUCCCCAUAUCAAAGAUCCUGGAUAUGUUUAUAGCAGGAGGGUACCACCUUGACAGAAGCGAGAUAAAUCACAAUUUUAUUUCUCUAUUGAAUCAUUGGUUGCUCGACCUUUGUAUGUAUAAGAAUCUCGUGUUAUUCAAGAAGAAGACCAUCAAUUGGAAUGAGAAGAAAAUGUGGCUUCCCCUUUUCAAAACUUGUUUCCUUCAUUCUUCAUGGCGGUACCUGUGUAGAGACGAAGCCGGGAAGAAUAAGUUUUAUCUUUCCUUAAAUAAGCUUGUUGAUGACCAAGAAGAAGGCGAAGAAGGCGUAGAAGGUGUAGAAGGUGUAGAAGGCGUAGAAGGCGAAGAAGGUGAAGAAGGUGUAGGCGUAGAAGGUGAAGAAGGUGAAGAAGGCGAAGAAGGUGUAGAAGGUCAGCGUGGUUUGUGUCUCGAAAAUAGAAACAGUUUAUUUGGCAACAAAGAUUUCUACAACUCAAUAGAGUUGAGCUGUGCAUCCUCUACACGCUUUCUCCUUUUCAAUGGUCCUUACCACCCGUAUCCGACCCCAAUAGAUGCCGGUUUCAAGUUGCUUAGGAAGCUAGAUGCUCUUAAACUCCGUUUCUACAUUUUCCCAGUAGAAAUUCUAGAGCUGGUCCAGCUAAAGUACCUUGCUCUAACUUGCAACGGAGAUCUCCCUACAUCCAUAUCCAAACUUUUCAACCUUCAAUUCUUGAUCAUCCAUCCCCAUAUGAACAUUCAAUGCCUUAAAACAGUAUCCUAUAUACCAAUACAAAUAUGGGACAUGCAAGAGUUAGUACAUAUUGAAAUCUUGGGAAAGGACCUCGUUGCUCCAUAUCACGUUGCUUCCUUGGAAAACCUCUCAACACUCAUAGGUGUGAAUGGCAACAUUUGCACUAUCAUCGAAGUCUUGAGAAAGGCUCCUCGUGCGAGGAAACUAGACGUCCGGAUUGAGCUAACGCCUUAUGAUGACCAAACCAAUCUUUUGAGCUUCUUUAGUUGGAUUUCAUCACACAAAUAUUUGGAGAUACUAAAAUGUAGUAUCAUAAAUCCUUGGGCUAAGUACCUCUAUCUUGCCCCGCCCGCAGCAUUUCCUAGUCCAUUGAUGCUUCCACACCUUCUGAGAAAGUUGCAUCUGAGUGGCAUGGGUUUUCCGUGGGAAUACAUGGAUGUCGUUGGCUCUUUGUCGGUGCUUGAAGUUCUAAAGUUGCGAUCGUAUGCCUUCAAGGGUUCAAAGUGGGAAGCGAAAAGGGGAAGCUUUUGGUAUCUUAAGUUUCUUAUGAUUGAAGACAGUGAUUUGGAGCAAUGGAAACCGAGUUUUGGAAGCUUCGGUAGCCUCACUUACCUAAGCAUGAAACAUUGCUACAAACUAAAAGAGUUGUCCUGGCCAUCGACUCGUGAAAAUGGCAAGAUUGAGUUAGUGAACUGCAAUCCUUUAGCCUUGGCUUGUGCCAAGCAAUUUCGACCGGAUCGAACCCACCUUGAAGUUGCUGCCACUUCUUCUUUUGACAAGAAAUCUGUUACUGACAACUUCCAGCUGAGGCCCCAGGUCAUUUCCAACGUGGUUUGACCGGUAAGAAAUACAACCAUAGGUGGAUACCCGCAUUUGACCGGCAAGCUCUUACCAAUACCAGAAGGGGCUGGCGGUGAAAGCUCUUGGCGAAGAUCUAUGUGUGUUGGUGUGUUUGAAGGUUCAUUAUAUGUAUGCUGAUAGAUAUUCACUCUGUUGAGUAUCAGCAUUUUAUGUAAUAAAUAAAUUGAAUCAGAUCAUUCGAUUUUAAUUGGUUACUUCAGUUUUCGAUUUUCAGUAGAUUUAUUUCUCUUUUGGAUGUUUA